AUGACCCAUAGAGAAGGUAUAGGGUCUGAUAGUGAAGAAGAUCAAAAUCAAUUAAUUUUGCAAGAAGUAGCAUCAAUGGAAGAACUUAAGUUAUUAAAACAACAGAUGGCAGAGAUGUACCAACCUUGGUUGAAUGGAAAAGCCCCGCCUUCUUCAAUCCCUGGACUUUCGACUUUGAAUGAUCCAAAUCCUUCUCCAACUCAAACUAGUGAUCCAUUUUACCCACCAGGAUUCGACCCAUUUGCUAAUAUGUCUGGUGUUGCUGGUAAUUCUACCAUGCGCCCACCAAAUCCAGCUGUCAUAAAUAAUCUUCUUUUUACUUCUAUCGCACCAGCUAUUGCGGGUACUCAACCGACAGUACCGAUUAAUAUGGGAGAACCAAGUCAUGAUCUGUUAUAUCCUUCUGAAAUAACUUUCAAAGCUCAAAAUCCACAUUAUCAUGCUUAUCAACACGAUUCUACAAUCAUGAUCGAGAAGAUUUUUAAAAAUGAGGAACAAGAGGAAAUUACUAGGAAAGUAAGAAGAUUGGAGCAGAGGUUCAAAAUGCCAAGGUUUGACAAAUACGAAGGCCAUGGCGAUCCUCUAGCUUAUUUGAAGAAGUUCUGCAAUCAACUAAGGGGAGCAGGAGGAAAAGAAAAAUUAUUGAUGGCUUACUUUGGAGAAAGCUUGACAGGAAUAGCUUCUGAAUGGUUUAUUGACCAAGACAUUUCCCUGUCAGAUCGCACUACACUUGCUAACAUGAGAAAAAAGAUGACUGAAAGUUUUCGAGAAUAUGCUAUCAGAUGGAGAGAGCAGGCUUCAAAAGUCAGACCGCCAAUAAAGGGAUCUAAAAUGAUUAAUAUCUUUCUGCAAGCACAAGAACCCAAUUAUUUCCAUCACUUACUUUCUACUGUUAGAAGCAUAUUUGCUGAAGUUAUUAAAGUUGGAGAGAUGGUAGAGAAUGGAAUAAAGUUAGGAAAAACUAUCAUCCAGGCCACUUUGAAAGCAAUAACACAGGCAAUUCAAAGUGGUGCAGGAAGUUUUGGGGUUAAUAAAAGAAAAAAGGACGUAGCAACUGUCGUGCCAGGUCUACGACAAUAUUGGAGAGGUGCGCGUUAA
Molecule: messenger RNA, 1098 nt
Organism: Capsicum annuum
Lineage: Eukaryota; Viridiplantae; Streptophyta; Magnoliopsida; Solanales; Solanaceae
Exons: 3
Coding region: 1-1098 (365 amino acids)
Source: RefSeq, a predicted model, not a curated record